Molecule: messenger RNA, 2766 nt
Organism: Vitrella brassicaformis
Lineage: Eukaryota; Vitrellaceae
Source: the annotation of a GenBank genome assembly
CCCUCAUUCAAUAAGUGAAGGAUAGGGGAAAGCACGACAGAUUGAAAUGUACUGUCCCUCCAACCCAUUCUGGAGUACGCAAUUCGCACAAACACACACACUAACACAACAGCACCGCCCAAAAAUGAAUGGGUUUCUUGCAUUGCGGGCAUCCCUUGUCAAAGCUCAUGGGGUCCUUCUUGCGCAGCCACCCCACCAGACACCCCUCGCAGUACUCGAACCGACACGACGGACACACCACCCGCACGCCAUCCAUCCGCAGUGCGGAAGGCCCGGCCCAAAAGGCUGCCGCCACAGCCAAAUCGCAGCCUACGCAUUCAGCACAUCCUUGACCACACCACGCACGAGUGCCACUGUGCGUGGGUAAAGCGCUGCGCCCCUCCUGCCGCGAGCUGGGGGCUCCGUUGUGAAGACAAAGAAGCAGAUGUUGCCGAAUACCGUCAUGUAGAUAGCAAACUCGUCGAUGGACUUGUCCCCAGACAGAAUCACAACCGUCUCCUUUAAUCCCUGAGGGUUCUCUUCACCGAUGUCAGCCGCCUUGCGAUAGCCCCGCCAGGUGCGGCCUGGCUGGGCGCCCACCUGAGCCGCCAGCUGCUGCUCGGCAUGUAUGGUCGCAAAGACUCCGCCACCCAGACGUCGGAUGAUGACGCGUCCGUCGUACCGGUCACGGGAAGCUGAGUGGACUAUAAGGUCGGUGAACGAUGAGAAGGCUCUGUUUCCACCUGCAGGCAGGCAGGCAGGCAGGCAGGCAGGCAGGACAGAGAGCAACGAGUUGAAGCACAGGGUAAGCAUCGCCUUGAUGUGGUGACUUACACUUGGUCGGUGGGUCGAAUGCGUCAGAAGGCAACACACCGGGCGUGUGGUAUGUCACCGGCUGUGAGCUCGACUCCAGGCAGUCUUGAUUGUCAAAACGGCCGACCCGUAGGGUGGAACCUAAUCGACGGCUGAAGAGUGAGUACUGCCGCACCGCUCCCGGCCGCGCGUCAAAGACGGCCCUGCUGCCUACCGCCUUCAAGUCAUCCGCAGUGACGACAAUGGGCAGUGAGGGCAUCAUGCCGCAGUUCUUCAUGAAGUGGAUGAGCGGCACGAUGGGCUCCCAGCAGCCUCCCUCCUCGAUGACGUACAGCAGCCGCAUAACGUACUCGAUUUGGCUCAUCCGCUUGUCGAUCCCGAUUGCCAGCCGCAGGCCACCCCACGCGAGGCGAGCACCCCAUACGAACACGUCCCAAGACCACAUCAUCAGCUUCGUCAUCUUGUCUACAUCUCGCCGUGCCCACUCCGCCUUGCGCGCCGUGUUAAUGAGCAUAUUAAGGAUUCUGCUCCCAGAAAGAGCCACGACAAACAACGUAAGAUACCACUCGGACGUGGCGAGCCAAUGAUCCGCUAAGAAGAUGGCAAGAAUCUUUCGUAUCAGCCACUGCGUCGGCAACAGAACGACAGCAAGCAGGAUGGGGAAGCUGAACAAGACAAUGAUCAUCGCAGCGAGGCCGCCGAGAAGGCCGAUGGCAGUUGAAAGGGCGCUGUAGGCGGCCUUGAGGAAGUCCUGGGCCGUCUUGUGUCGCUUGAGAUAAGACAGCACGGGAUUCAGUCCAUUUGAGUGGAUGGCGGCGUCGAGGCGGUCCGUGAGGAAGUCCUCAUUGAUGAGAUGAAAGCCAACGCUCCUGGACGUGGCGCGGAGGGCGCCGCAGCUGUCGGCUUUGAGAUACCUCAGCAAGUGGAGGGAAAUAUCGUCAGGAAGGCCAAGCAGAUAGCUCCGGUCGCCCAUUGCUCGACAGGAAACACCGACUAAAUCCACUUUCCAUCUUUCUCUAAACCCGCCGGCCAGCCUGAGCGGGUGGUCCCGUCCUGUGUGCGCUGCCCCACUAAGGGCACGCGGAGACCGUCCUCUUUACCGUCGACCACACCCUGCGUCUCCUGUGCUCCUUCCGACCGGCCCUGGUCUUCAGAGGAUGGAAGUCGAAACGCGGGAUUCCACGGGAAGAAGAAACGCAGCACACGCCCGCCAAUGCUCCUGCACCAACAUCACACUCUCUCUCAAACCGCCGAAGUAGACGACUCAUGCGAUUCCUCGUGCAGGACGCACCUGAGAAAUCGGUCAUGCUCUUCUUGUGCUGCCUUGUUGGCAUCCUCGAGCUUCUUGGCGUGCGCCUACAGCAUCGCCAGAAACAAGCACAACAAUUGACCCCACCCAGUGGAGGUGAUGGACGAGAUCGGAGAGAGAAGAAUAUUCGUCCACAUACAGCGAGCCCUUUGCAUUGCGCGUCGAUCUGUCUCGAGAUGUCCGCGACCUCGAACUGUGACCACGCUCUCGACCCCAACGGGUAAGGGUCUGAGUGAGCCACGCCGCACACAACAAGAGGCGGAUACGUACGGCGGCCUGUGUCAUAGUCUGUCUGUCUGUCUGUCUGUCUGUCCGUCCGUCUGUGUCUGUGUCUGUGUCUGUGACUGUGAGAGAGCUUCCCUUACGGCCUCUUACUUACUCUCUUUGCGAUAGCACUCCCUCACCUCCUCCGGCUCCUGAAACAAACACAUGAGACAAUGCAGGCAGGCACCGCACCGUGCUGUGUGGGUGUUCCCUACCUCAGCGACAUCCGCUCUCUGUCUUGCUGCAGCACGAGGAGGGUCAUACUCACAAAUCUGCCCUGCACACAAGGACGCACAACACCAUUUCGCUGCCGACUCAAUCCUCUUUCCUCCGUACCAUUCGCAUCUAGGCGAGGCCACCGAGCAUUCCCCAUUCUUUCUUCCGGCAGCAGCGGUUUCAGG